AUGGAUAUUGUCAGUCUGGAAAACAAGAAUAGUCGUUCUCUCCUAAGUCAGGCUGAGUCAAAGGAAGCCUCCGUAGUAAUUAGGAACACUCUGCCUGAGCAGUGGGAAGAUGAAAACAGUUUAAUUUCCAAAUUUGCCAGUAAAACGCAACGUAGGAAAUCACCGCGGCACGUGGCAAAAGCCUUGCCGCAGAUUGCGUGCAAGAAGUGCAACGAAUCAUUCUGUUUUAUUGAGCAGUACCAGUCGCACAUCCAGCUCAAGCAUGACGUUAAUGUGGCUGUCAAGUAUAGCUGUAAUAUGUGUGAGCGGCUUUUUUCUACGCACCAGAAUCUCCGGCAGCAUCGCCUCACCACUCAUAGUGAUGAGCGGGGCUUCUCCUCUGUGUUUUGCAACAAGAAGUUUAAGCGCCAGAAGGACAGAAACGACCAUAUUCGCAGGGCGCACAAGAAGAAGAGGGAUCCCCAGGCCUGCCCGUACUGCGACAAGGUCAUCAGCUCCAAGUGUGGCCUGACAGUCCACAUACGAACACACACGGGGGAGAAACCUUAUAAAUGCAAACACUGCCCAGCCAGCUUUGCUCAGAGAUCUGCUUACAAUACCCAUGUAAGGUAUAGCAUUCUCUGUGUGUGUGUGUCUGUGCAUGCGCGGAAAAAUGUGUCUUCCCUCUGGGCACCAGGUUGA
Molecule: messenger RNA, 681 nt
Organism: Charadrius vociferus (killdeer)
Lineage: Eukaryota; Metazoa; Chordata; Aves; Charadriiformes; Charadriidae
Product: GDNF-inducible zinc finger protein 1-like
Exons: 1
Coding region: 1-681 (226 amino acids)
Biological process (GO): regulation of transcription by RNA polymerase II
Cellular component (GO): nucleus
Molecular function (GO): DNA-binding transcription activator activity, RNA polymerase II-specific; RNA polymerase II cis-regulatory region sequence-specific DNA binding
Source: RefSeq, a predicted model, not a curated record